AUGUGGAUAUUACCGGGCGAUGUUACGACGACGCGAGGGAGAAAGAGAAGUCAUGCGCGAGCAGAGUGCGGCGCAAUUACGUGCGAAGAUAAUGCAUACUGGCCUCGAGGUGACAGUCCAGCGUCGUCACUCUUCGGCGGGAUGCCGGGCGGUUACGGCUUGGGGCCCCAUUUGCCACCGGCGAAUUACGCUAUUCUGGGCCGGGGGGGCUCAGCGCCCGGCUUCGGAGGCCACACACCAGCCUCGGCGCCACCUCCGUCCCCGUAUCCUCACAGUAGCCUCGGUACACUCAGCGUGGCCGCCAGUCAAGCUGCGAGUCUUGGUAUCAAUCCGGCGGCCAGUGCAGCAUGGUGGACAAUGGCCUCUCAUCUGGCGGCACACGACUAUCUCGCGAGGCUACAGGCGGGAGCAGGACUAGCCGGAUUUCCGCCCGGUGUUGAGAGCCUCCUGCCGACCUAUUCCACCUCUUUACUUAAUCCCCCGUCCCUCUCGUCUCACAAGUCCAGUAAGUCUAAGUCAAGCAAGAGUCACAAGACGCCACCGGCCAGCAGCAGUAGCUCGACGACGCCGAGUAUGACGAGCAGCAGCUUGCCGGUGACCACUCAACCGCCGGUUACGUCCUCUCAUCACAGCACCACGCCGGUCAGCACCACGCCAAAUUCGCAAACAAACGUCGUCAGUUCUGCGAAGGAAGGAAGUGAUCCUAGCAGUAUAUUAGGAGGAGUGCGUCUUCCUCCCGACACGGAGAUUAUCAAGUACACUUCGAGUAUAGUCGGUCCGAAGGUUCCUGGUACGACGAACCGUGGCAGGAAGAAGACAAUAUCCUUGGACACUCCCAGCGUCAGCGUGCAUCCGCCGCCAAUCCCCGCUCUCAGCACGCAUCAGACGAACACAACGUCGUCGUCUUCGUCGCUAAUGAUAGAACCGAGGAAGUACAAUCGCACGGUUGAUUCGAACGAGUACAGAGAAUCGACGGAUCGUGUGGAAGUCAUCAAGUUGCCGGCCCACUCGACCAACGGUUCGGUUCUGCCGGCGCCUCCGGUGUUGUACACAAGCAGCAGCGGCGGCGGCGGCGGCAGCAGCGGCAGCAACAGCAGCAGCAACGCCAACAGCAACGUCAACGAUUCGGACGCGCCCUUAAAUCUGUCGCUGAAGCCCGCCACGACGAGCAGUAGUUCGCCGAUUUCUGGUAGUCAGCCUCUCAGUCAGCUCAGUAAUUUAAGCCAGUCGUUGCUCGCCUCCGAUCGAACGUCGAGACGAAAGCCCGGACCUAAGCCGAGACGAGUUCCGCAGAACUCUGUGCCAGUACCGGCGUCACCUAGUCCUUCUUUGGCGCAACUCUUCGCUGCCGCGGACUCGCCGCAACGGCCGAGUAGCGGUAGCGAGGAAAGCGAGAGCGCGAGCACCGCCACUCAUCACAAGGAUGGGAGACCGCGAAAUCUCGGUCGCGGUGUGUCAAAGCCGAAAAAGAACACGGUUGCGUCGUUGUUGGCUCAAAGCAGAGCUCUAGGGAUUAAACCCACCCCGGGUUUGGAUCCGAAUGUGCCAUUGUCUCACCAAAUGUCGUUGCUGAGGUCGAACAUACUGGCUGCUCAGUUGCACGCUUCCGCCACCGGCCAGAAUGACGAUAAGAAUCAGAGAUCUUUGCAGGAGAAAAUGAAGAACAAAUUAUUGGAGGCCUCGGGAGAGGAGAGUAACAUGGACGUGACCAGCGAGAGCGGCAGCAACACCGACGUUGUCACGGACACCGACGACGACAACGCGGAGGGCACACCUAGCGCGAAGAGGCGAAAACUCUCGUCCGGUCUCAGGCCCAGCGAGAGGGACCUCCAAAUGCCGUUGGAGCGCGGAUGGAAGCGCGAAACGGUUAUCAAGGGAUUAGGAAAGACCGGAGUGAUAAAAGGCGACGUGUCGUAUUACAGCCCCUGCGGGAAAACCUUUAGGAGUAGUCCCGAUCUAGUGAAGUUUUUGGAGCAUCAGAAUCCCGGCGAAUUAACGACCGCCAAUUUCUCGUUUUCAUCCCGGCCGUUGGUCGGUGAAUUUCUUCAGCCAACAAUGGGUCUGGCGGACGCUGAAUUCGUUAGACUUGGCGCUCAAGAAGUGGCAAGAAGACUGGAAGAGCUGAGAGCGGCCGGCGGUUUCAGAGACACACGGACGAACAAUCAGUACGAGAGAGACAAGUUGGCCUUCGCGAAGAAGCUCGCAAAGGAGGAAGCGCAACGGCACAAAGAACAAGCUAGGCUGAUUAAGGAGCAGGAGAAAACGGAGCGGCAGGAAGCCGUGAGACGGGAGCGGGAGAUCAGAAAUCAACAGCUGCUCGAGGGUCGAAAGCGGCUCGCGUUCACGAUCAAGCAGAAAAUGAAGAUCAUCCAAGAGAUCGAGCGCGGCAAGAGCAAGAGCGACGUGGCUCGCGAACUGGGUCUGGCGAGCAGCACGGUCGCCACCAUCUGGAAGAAUCGUGAGAGCAUCGCCGAGAGCUGGCGCAACCGGGACAUGAUGCAGCAGACGGAUGUCGACGACGCCGUGCCUUCGAAGAAGCCGCCGUCGAUCUCGUCCCUCGCUAUGUCCGCCGCUUCGACGACGGCGCUCUGCACGCCGGCGGCGAUGACGACGAUGACGACGACGACGACGACCACGAUCACGGCGACGCCGCCGUCGGCGGUCUCCGGCGUCGUCGUGACGCCACCGCAGGUGCAGGUAGUGCCGCCUGUGUUACCGCCACCGCCGCCGCCCUAUCCCACUCUCACUCUGCCGUCGGCGGGUUUGGCGCCGUCCACGCAGCCGACGGCGCCGAUCUCUUCCUCAUCGAACCCGUCAUCGACCACAACGUCGACCGGCACGACGACCACGACCAUGCCGCCGGACAAUACCCAGCAGGCUCAGACCCAAACGCAGAAUCAGGAACUUCUGGAGGCGCGGAAAAAACGGCAGGAAGAGGUGGAGAAGAUCCGACUGGAAGAACAACAAAGGAAGCAACAGGAACGAGAGCUGAAGAGGCAGCAAGCGGUGAUGCUGAAGGAACAGAUGUACAUGCAGGAGCUCACCAAGCAGCGCGAGAUGCUCUACACCGUCGAGCUGGAGAGAGAAAGAAGAAAGCAGCACAUGGCUCUGGUACGGGCGUUGGAGAAUCGCCGAAAGAUGGAGGAAAAAGAGAAGAAGCGCCUGGAGGCCAGAGCCGAGAGAAUAGCAACGAAGGAAAAACGCGCGGAACAGAGAAGGAUAGAGAUGGAGUUGGUCGAACAAAUUCGCAAGCCGGUGGAGGAUAUGGAGCUAACAGAUCAUAGGCCACUGCCAGAAAUCAAGAGACUACCUGGACUCAAGCUUCCCGGGCAAGCGUUCGCGGACAUCGUCAUGGUCUUUGAAUUCCUGCACAAUUUCGGGGAGACAUUGGGAUUCGACAUGGAAUCGCUACCGAGUUUGAAGAGUCUUCAACUCGCACUUCUUAACGACGAGGAAGCCGAGGAGGAACUGCUGUCGGUGAUGACGCAUUUGUUGGUAUGCGCCAUCGAAGAUCCGGGCAUACCGCAACCGGCCAGACACACCACCGGUUUGGGUCAGAGUUUACGUCAGGCCGACAUCACUCACGCCAACAUCAGCGAAGUUCUGCGAAUUUAUUUGUACGCGAACGCGACCGGCGAAGUGAAGGCGCUGACGGGUGUAUGCCUUGAGCGCGAACGUGACAAGAAAUUCGCCGAUCAUCAUCAAAACGGGGGCGAUUACGCUUCAACUUGCUCGGGAAAGAACGCGCAGUUCUACGAGCACUUGCAUAACAACGAAACGUGGAGGAUGUCGGAGAGAUUGCGGGAGAAGCCUUUCCUGGCGUUAAAUCCGACGCACAAGGCGCAGAUGCUCGGUUUUCUCUGCAACGAGCUGCUGCAAAAUAAGGCUGUGAUCAGACAGAUAGAGGGUAGCCUCGAGACGGUGGCUCAGUUGAGGAAAGAGAGAUUUGUAUUGGAUACUAAGAUUAGAAAGCUCAGACAAUUACAUAGUCGAAAAGUUCGAAUGGAGGCUGUGGGUGUCAUCGUGAAUAAGAUCGGUGACACAAUUACCAUCGAGAAAAAGGAAGGCGAGGAAGAGAGCAAUACCACGUCCAGUGCCGUGGGAACGACUCCUACGCCGGAAGAAAUUCAUCAUGAGGACGAGGUAGAGGAUAUGUCAGAAAACGAGAGCGAAGGCACUCAGCCGGAAGAGGAGGAAGACAAAAACUUGUCAGGCGAAGAGUUGGGUAAGAAAUUGGAUAAGCUAUUGAAGCAGUCGGAAGAACAACUGCAGAAGUUGAACAGCUCGUCGAAGCAACUUCGGGCACACAUUUUCGGUCAGGACAGGUAUUGGAGGAGAUAUUGGGAAUUAGCAUGCGCCGGUGGUAUCUUUGUAGAAGCCAUGGAGAGCGCCGAACCAGAGGUUCUUGGAUUGCAAGCCGAGCUAGAUGAAAAGUACAAAAACAUGCCGCAAGAAAAGCCUGAAGUGAAACAGGAGGGUAAUAAAAAGACGAACUCUGAGAAUCGCGAGAACGAAGCGCCGAACGAAGUUAAGGACGAAAAGAAACACAACUCGAGCGAGCAAGACGAGAAUAUGAAAUCUCAUGGGGACAAAGUGAAGCCCGAGGUGGAGGAGAUUAAUUGUAAGAAAGAGCCUGUGCAAAAUUGCGGCUCGGAUAAUGCCGACGGAAUAAAAGAAGAAAAAAGGAACAACGAUGUCGACAGUACGAUGACAGAUGCAAAAACGAAUGUCACAUCCGAAGAAAUAAAACAAGAGACGGAGGUGGUCAGUAUGGACGUCGAUAUGAAGACCGAGGAAAUGAAGAAAGAAAACGAGGAGAUGGACGAGGAUGUGUCAAAGCCUCUGGUCAAGACAAUGGAGGACAAGAUUGUCGAGACAAUACCAAAUGGCGAGAAGUUCAACCACGUCAAUAAUUUGCACAACGGAAAGGAACUCAACGGCUCUUUUAUUUCUAUCAUGUCGAUUAUUUCAGACAGCAGCAAUACCGAGCCCAAUUGGUUUUCAAUUUUGCCGCGUGAAACUUGCGACACUCCGGGUCCUAGUACUAAGCAAAUCUUCGGCAUAGCCGAACCGACUGAGCUUAGAAUUCCUAUAUUCCCACCGCCAGCUAGUCCGAGUUACGAUAGGUGUGACAGCCCGGCGCCAUUGAUUCUGACUCAAGAUGAGGCGGUGCAGUUGGAGUAUCUGAAAGUGCAUGGCUUACCGCCUCCUGGCGAAGCCAAGCCGGUACCGAAAGAUCUGAGAUACGGUUGGUGGAGAAUCACUGAUGUUGACACGUUCCAAGAACUUCUCGAGCACUUACAUUCUCGUGGCGUUCGCGAGAAGGAGUUAAAACGUACAACAUGGGCGACAAUGGAGUCCUUCCUAGCUGUGACCGGUAGAAUUAACGUCGAUCCUGGCAACUUGGCUGCCACGGAACUUCAAGCUGAACCGGAUGAUCCUAACACGCCAAUUCCGAAACCUGAUGAUCCGAAUGACUGGAGUGAACAAGUUGCAUUGCGUGUAGAUGCUCAGCUCUUGGAACAAGUGGAAGCGCUGGAAGACAAAGUAGCCAACGCCAGCAUGCAAGUCAAGGGCUGGAAGUUACCACCGCGAGCGGGAACUGAGGAAGCUGAGGAAAUUGAGAAGUUAAACGAGAUGGAGAAGAUCAGCGCGGUUGAACAAGCACGGCAAAGGUUACUUUCCUUGGAGGCAGCUAUAGAGAGGAGAUAUUUAAAACCACCUUUGGGCGUUUGCACGGGAGAUACCAAUCUGGCAGCCCUUAAAGCAGAACAAGCGGCGGCCGCUAACGCAAACUCCAACUCCGACCAGAACAACCAGGCGCCCGCACCGCCAGAGGAAACGACACCACGAGGUCUGAACACCUGGCGAGAAGCAACUGCGCGAGCGCACACAUCGGCGCAGCUUGCCAUGGCGCUCUACAUGCUCGAGGCCAGCAUCGCUUGGGACAAGAGCAUCAUGAAGGCUGUGAGUCUAACAACAGCUAGAAAGUCGGUCUGCGCCAAGCUCCGAAACCGCUGCGUCUCACUCAAAGCUACCAAUCAGUACAAACAGCUAUUGACUACUUCUCAGACCUCUAAUUGCCAGUUUUGUCAUAGUGGAGACAACGAAGAUAAGCUGCUGCUCUGUGAUGGCUGUGACCGUGGCUACCAUACUUAUUGUUUCCGUCCAAAAAUGGAAAACAUUCCUGAUGGUGACUGGUAUUGUCACGAGUGUAUGAACAAAGCAACGGGUGAGCGUAAUUGUUUAGUAUGUGGAAAGAGAGCCGGCAAAAACCUGGUCCUGUGCGAACUUUGUCCUCGGGCUUAUCACACCGACUGCCAUAAUCCUGUCAUGCCAAAAAUUCCACGAGGAAAAUGGUACUGCUCUAAUUGUCACAGUAAACAACCAAAGAAGAGAAAUAGUAGUCGAAGGAGUCAUACCAAAGGAGGAGGCACCAGAGAAAGUGAAAGUUCUGAUCAUCCACCAGCUAGUCCAACGCCAUCAACGGCAUCGAACACGCACGUAGAGGACGUCAGUUCGUCGGAACCGCCAACUCCUACCGCCUCGCCACGGAAGGAGGGUAACAAUCGGACGCUCACGAAGAAGCAACAACGAGAGCUGGCACCUUGUAAGAUACUUCUCGAACAGUUGGAGCAGCAGGAUGAGGCCUGGCCGUUCCUUCUACCGGUGAACACCAAACAGUUCCCGACCUACAAGAAAAUCAUAAAAACCCCCAUGGAUCUCAGUACGAUUAAGAAGAAGUUGCAGGAGUCCGCGUACAAGUCUCGCGAUGAGUUUUGCGCCGAUGUCAGGCAGAUGUUCAUCAACUGCGAGGUAUUCAACGAGGACGACAGUCCUGUGGGCAAGGCCGGCCAUGGGAUGCGCAGUUUCUUCGAAAUGCGCUGGACCGAGAUCACCGGCACGCCGCCUCCGCAUCCGCAAACGCAUAGCUGAGGUUCGGUACGUUCGCGCAACACCUGCAACAGUUUUGCCCACUUCUACUAUUAGAAUAACGCACCGAUCCGCUAUGAAUCCGGCAGUCUCGUCGAAAGGAACUGAUCUACUCAUUACUCCCCCAAUUCACUUCCGAGCAUUAAACAGUUGGCCUCGUUAUAGCGGCCGAUCGAACUUUCCAUUGUAAUAAUAAUAAUAAUAAUAUUAAUAAUAAUAAUAAUAAUAAUAAUAAAUAAUAAUAAUAAAUAAUAAUAAUAACUGCUGCGAACGCGAGUACACUCGCUCAUCGUAUCAUUCAUUCUCGUCCUAAUCUCGCACGCGAGAGAGUGUGCGUUCUCUCAUGCGCGCUUCAUAAAAGAUGCUCCGAUUACCCACUGUGGUACACCGUGUAAAAAAGAAAAAAAAACAAAAAAAAGAAAAAAAAACGAGUGUCUCGUACUUUAUCGCUCUAUUUAGCACUUACGUCGCGGUCCCGUUAAAUUUACUCAGUGUUGUAAAGUAUUAUAUCGAGAGAGAGAGAGAGAGAGAGAGAGAGAGUAUGUGUGUGUGUGAGAGUUAAGAGAACACAAGUUUGGCAGAGCCGAUCGCGGAAUAUUCGGCUCUUUUUCUUUCGCUUUAACGAAAUCUUAAUAAAAAAUAAACGAGAAACUUUUGCGAUCACAAGAUGUGUGUGCGGUGACGGAGAGUUUUUCUCGACGUUUGACGUGAUAAAUCUGUCUUAAUUCUUCGAUACAGAACACAACAAUUCUUUCGAUCUCCGUUGAUAUAUAGGAGUGGAGCAAUGCGAAACGGUUAUUGUACUUACCGAUAAAAAAAAAAAAAAAAAA
Pseudomyrmex gracilis is the source of this 7763-nucleotide messenger RNA. Its product is annotated as bromodomain adjacent to zinc finger domain protein 2B-like. The record is from RefSeq and is a predicted model, not a curated record. The transcript is spliced from 27 exons. Bases 1 to 6936 code for a protein of 2311 amino acids. Gene Ontology annotation, molecular function: DNA binding; protein binding. NCBI's taxonomy places the organism in Eukaryota, Metazoa, Arthropoda, Insecta, Hymenoptera, Formicidae.